AUGCAAUAUCGUGGACUAUGCCGUGGUCCGCGGGCGGCGGCAUGCGGUGCUUUGUGGUUGGCCGGUCUGCUGCUGGUGCUCGUUCUCGUGGACCAGCCGGGUCGGAUUGCGGCCGACCUGAUGGGCGACAUCCAGCAGGGGCUGCAGACCACGGGUAAGCUGUUCGGCAUCAACACCAUCGCGGACGUGGCCGAUCUCGUCGCCAAAGGGUUCGCCAACCGGCGGGGCGGUGCGUCGGAACCCUCGCCCAAACCGGAGGUCACCGAACAGGGUGGUGGUGGUGGGGUUGGUGAGGGUCUCCUGGCUGGCCGGACACCGUCGAUGAUGAUGAUUAUGAUGAAACUGCUCGGAUUGGACGGGAACCAGCUGGGCGCCAUGCUAGUCAAUGGCAUCGUGUUCCUAGCGCACAUCAUUGGGACAAAUUUGGGAGCUUUCCGCAAACCGGCGCUCGAAACCGACACGUCACCAUUUUUAAGGGAUCCAGUCCAAGGGUUCCCAAAACCCGCUGAAGAGACGCACCAGCAAAGCGCCGGUACGGACAGUAACGGCAAACCCGCCGGUGGUGGGUCCACUCCUCUCGAGUGGCUACUACGGAAUCCCUCCCGCCAGCUCCGCGUGCUGCUCGACCAGGUUCAGCACUCCGACCUGACCGAACACCUGGACCGCGAACUGCGUCAGCUCGACCAUUACCCGCCGGAGGACACCGACUGCAUUCGGCUGCUGAUGUGCAAAAUCAAGCCCUUCAUCUGGAAGAUGCAGAACGUGGUGCGGGACCAGAUCCUGCGGUCGCCGGAACCGUCGAGUGGCGCCGGUACGCGCCACCAAUCGACAACGACGACGGCCGUCCCGCCGAGUGGCGAGGAGAUAAUGAAGGGCAUCCAUGACAACUUGCCGUCCGCGGAGGAGUUCCAGCGGCAGAGUGCAGUGUGCGAGCAGCAGUUUCGCAACUGCACGCGUCAGGGCACGCGGUAG
Molecule: messenger RNA, 972 nt
Organism: Anopheles coustani
Lineage: Eukaryota; Metazoa; Arthropoda; Insecta; Diptera; Culicidae
Exons: 2
Coding region: 1-972 (323 amino acids)
Source: RefSeq, a predicted model, not a curated record